AUGAUGCAUUGGCAAUUGUUAUAUUUUAUUAUAUUAUUACCGCUGAUAAUUAUUAAAUCGAAUGCAUCAUUUUUGUAUAAUACAAAUGAUAAUUCAAAAACAAUCUUCGAUUGUUUUGAUUCGUAUAUUGUUGAUGAUCGUUAUUCAUAUGAACACGUUUCAUUUCGAGCAAAUCAUCUGAUACCUUAUUGUCGACGUCCAUUAUCAAUCGAUCGUACUAAUAUAAUACAAGGAUAUAUAGAAAAUACAUAUACAUUUAAAAAUUUAAGUUUACAAGGAGUUACGAGUGAAAAUCUUCUUCAAUGGUCAAUAUCGAUUGAUAUAAUUGAACAAUAUUUUAUAUAUCUCAUUAAAAAUGAUACAAAAUUCGAUGAAUUUGUUUUUAAUAAUUGUUCAUCAUUAUGGUUUGGUUCGAAUUGUCAAUAUACAUUUCAUUUGAAUAUGUUUAUUGAAUCAUUUGGGGAUUUCGUAAAUUCUUCAUUUAUAGCUCGUAGAGGCUAUUACGGAAAAAUUUUAAUACAUACUUGUUAUCCUCAUUUAUCUGGAUGUAAUCGUGGUCCUGAACCGAUGUGUUUAGAUUGGCGUGAAAUAUGUGAUGGAAAAGUUGAUUGUAUUGGAGAUAAUCUUGGUAUAGAUGAAGAAUAUUGUAACGAACUUGAAAUAAAUGAAUGUAAAGAAGAUGAAUAUCGAUGUCAUAAUGGAGCACAAUGUAUUCCACUUGAAUUCUUUCGUGAUGAUCACCAAAGUAAAGAUUGUUUGGAUGGAACAGAUGAGGCUGAAGAUGAUAGUUUGGAGGCAAUUGCGCUUGAUAGACAACGUUUCGACUGUAUCGAAUCAAUGAUGUUCGCUUGUGAAGAGAGAACAUGUCGUCAACCACAUGAAUUUUCAUGUGGCGAUGGAAGUUGUACAAAUUAUUAUACUGUUUUUUAUCUUUUUGAUUUUUACCAAAUUGCUUGUCGAGGUACAGGUCGUGCUGCCUACUAUCGUCAGGCAAUGUAUAAAUCCGUCAAACAAUAUUCGGAUGAUUGUUAUCUUUUAUUAUACUGUAAACUCGGUUUUUAUAACGUUCUCCAAAAUGAUACAUACAAUAUAACACAUUGUUUACGUGCAAAUUGGUUAUCAAUAGAUUGUACAUUAGAAUAUCUUUCAUUUCCUCGUGAACCUAUCUUCUAUGGUUAUUUUCAACCUACUUAUUCAAAAAAACUUUUGAUCAAUAGUGGUAAUGGUGCUGGAUGGCCACAAUACAUCUGUACCGAUCCACGAUUAUGUUUAUACUUGCCAAAAACAACAAAUCGUAUCAAUGGUUUAGAUUGUCGUCUAGCUCCUAGAUAUGAAUUUCAUCGUCCGAGUUUGGCACCUCGAUUACGAAAUGAUUCUGAGAUGUGUGGAUUUAUGGGAAAUAUUAUUAAGUAUAAAUCAAAUUCAUCUUUAUUUUAUUGUAAAAAAUCUGAUAAAUAUAUAUCGAAACAUCGUCUCAUUGAUGGUAUUCUGGAUUGUUAUUAUGGUGAAGAUGAAAGUUAUAGCGCUAGUUGUUCAUUAAAUGAUACUCAACGUUUUAAUUGUACAUCAGAAAAAAAAUGUUUAUCACCUAUAGGUAUUGGCCUUGAUAAACCUCAAUGCAAAGAUGGAGAAGAUGAACACUUUGAAAAUCAGGAAAUAUUUGUAUAUUCACAUCUUUGUAAUCAUAUAAAUCAGAAUGCACAGUUACCACCAGAAGACGAUGGGGAACACGAUGAAAACAAUUGUGAAUGGUGGCCUUGUCAUACUCCAUACACUCGAUGUGAUAAUAUUUUUCAAUGUGCUAAUGGUAUCGAUGAAUUAAAUUGUCCUAAUGUUAAUUGUAAUAUUAAUGAAUUUAAAUGUGAAAUUAUUAAUUCAACUAAAAAUUAUUAUUGUAUUCCUCAAGAAUAUAUUUAUGAAAAACCAGUCGAUUGUAUUAAUCACAAUUUUAAUAAUAUUCUAUGUCGAAAUAUAUUUUAUUCGAAUAAUUUAACAUUUAAUAUCAAUAAAGAAUAUAUAUCAUGGAAAGAAAAAACUUGCUUAACAAAAAAUGAUAUUUGUGGUUAUUCAUCGACUAAUGAUCAAAAAUUAAUAUGCAAUAUUGUUGAAAAAGAAAACAUUCGUUUUAACUCUACAUUCUCAGUAGAUUUGUAUAAUAAUGGAACAUCAUGUAACCUAGUCGAUCAUGAUUAUGAUCGUCUCUAUUCUGUUUAUUACUUUUCUACAUGGAAUUUGGGAUAUUUUCCACCAAUAAUAAAUGAAACAUCAUUAUCAUCUCAACAAUCUAUCAAUACUAAGCCAAAAAAACCUCUCGAAAUCAAAACUAGUAUUGAAUUAAUUGAAUAUUGUAAUCGUGGAAUUGUUAUAUUUGAAGGAAAAUCACUUGAAAAGAAAUGUUUAUGUCCACCUAAUUAUUACGGUGAUCGAUGUCAAUGGCAAAAUCAACGUAUUAGUUUAACAUUUCAAAUACGUCCAGCAGGUUCACAUGAAAAUAAAUUUUCUAUUUAUGACAUAUUUAUUUAUUUAAUUGAUGAUAAAAAUCAAAUAAUACAUAAUUAUGAAAAAAUUAAUUAUAUUUCAUCAAAAGAUUGUAAUACAAAAUACAACCGUUAUUUACUCUAUCCUGAUCAACCAAAAAAUGUCAAUCAUACAUAUUCAAUACGUAUUGAUAUUUAUGAAAAAUCAACAUCAUUAAAUUAUUAUGGAAGUUGGAAUUUAUCUAUUCCAUUUCCAUUUUUACCAGUUAAUCGUAUAGCAACACAACUCCGUAUUCCAUCAGAAAAAUCUCAACCAUUAACAAAUUGUUCAAUUCAAUGCGGGACAAAUGGAAAAUGUUUUAAAUAUUUUAACUCAACAAAAGAAUUAUGCCAUUGCGAUCAAGGUUAUUCAGGUCGUUUUUGUAAUAUAACAUAUCAACAUUCUUGUUCAUCGGAUUCAAUUGCGUUAAAUUCAUCAAUUUGUUUAUGUCCAUUAAAUAAAUUCGGUUCGAAAUGUUAUAUACAACAUAAAUAUUGCCAAUCGAAUAAAAGUUCAUGUCAAAAUAAUGGCAAAUGUAUACCUUAUAAUUACCAUACAAAUUAUGAUGAUUUUUUUUGUUUAUGCUCUGAAAAUUUUAUGGGAUCUCAUUGUGAAUAUCAAUCAAAUAGAAUAAAUAUUAAUUUUAAAAUCGAUUCAAUCCCACCAUUAGUUUUUGCUCAUUAUAUUAUUUCACACCAUGAUAAAAAGCAUGAAAGAACAAUAAGAUUUAAAAACAUUCCAUUUGAUCAAUAUUCAAUUGAAUUAUUUUAUACAACUCCAUUUAAUUUAUUAUUUAUUGAAUUUGAAAAGAAUUAUUAUCUUAUUGUAGUAAGAGAAAAACCAAUUCAAUCUGAAAAUAUUGUUACUAAUAUAAAUCAAGAUAAUAAGUGUGAAAAUAUAAGUAAUUUUUUAAAUUCAACUGUACUUAAUUAUAAAACUCUUCGUCGAUUAAAAUAUUAUCAAUUACCAUGUAUAGAAAAUCUCAAAUUAAAAUGUUUUUAUGAUGAGAAAUAUAUGUGUGUUUGUGAUAAAAAUCGAUAUUCAAAUUGUUUUGUUUUUGAUCAUGUGUCCUAUGAUUGUCAAGGUAAUAAUUAUUGUAACAAUGGCUCAUGUGUUCAAGAUAAUUUAAUUUGCCCAUCAACUUCAGCAUGUAUAUGUGACAAAUGUUAUUAUGGAAGUAAAUGUCAAUUUAGUAGCACGGGUUUUAGUACAUCACUUGAUGUUAUAUUUGGAUAUCAUAUUAAACCAUUUAUAUCGUUUACAAAACAAUCCAAAGCAGUGAAAAUAACAGCAUCAAUAACAAUCCUUAUGUUAAUAUUUAG
Messenger RNA from Adineta steineri, 3839 nucleotides. Lineage: Eukaryota; Metazoa; Rotifera; Eurotatoria; Adinetida; Adinetidae. The record is from the annotation of a GenBank genome assembly.